Tetrapisispora phaffii CBS 4417 is the source of this 1704-nucleotide messenger RNA. RefSeq names its product FG-nucleoporin NUP60 (gene NUP60). NCBI's taxonomy places the organism in Eukaryota, Fungi, Ascomycota, Saccharomycetes, Saccharomycetales, Saccharomycetaceae. Gene Ontology annotation, cellular component: nuclear pore nuclear basket; nuclear pore. The record is from RefSeq and is a predicted model, not a curated record. Gene Ontology annotation, molecular function: structural constituent of nuclear pore. The coding region runs from base 1 to 1704 and encodes 567 amino acids. Gene Ontology annotation, biological process: poly(A)+ mRNA export from nucleus; intracellular mRNA localization; mRNA export from nucleus in response to heat stress. The transcript has a single exon.
AUGGAGGGCAAGUCAUUUCGUAGCAAUUUAAGAACUGCCAAGUACCCUGAUAAAAAGACUAAGAAAUCUAUAUUUUCUAAAUUUAAGCAGGUGAUUGAACCGUUAAUUGAUAAGUUUGUGCGCCAAAAUGAUAAUAUGUCUAAUGGGGAUACUUCUAUCAAAUUUAAUCGUAGGACUGGAGAGACAGACACACGUUCUUCUUCAGUAAAUUUGCCUGGUAGUUUUUUUAAUCCCGAUAGUUCAUAUACUAGAAUCAUUGCAAGGGAUCACCAGGAUGAAACCUUAAUCAAUAAUUUCCCAGAUUCAAUUAGAGAUUUACAUGAUGAGGGAGAAUGUACGAUUGAUGCCGAUGUUUCUAAUGCUAAAUUAUCUGCUUUUUUUGCUGAAAAGGGCGACCAACCUUUAACUGAGAUUGAAAAAGAAGGUAUACUCUCGAUCAUCAAGAGAACUGUUGGUGUGAAUGAAAAGAGGAGUAACUUUGAUAAUAAAAGUGAAAUUGAGGGAAUAACAUCUUCAAGGGUCUUAAAAUCUGCCAAUAAUUCAAUGUGUAGUAGCCCACUGAACCCUCCAACAUUUAUACCUAAAUUUGAUAAUUUGCCAUCUCCUAGAAACUUAAGUUUACCAAUAUAUCCAAAAAGAAGACGUAUUUUCGACUAUUCUAGAACACCAUCGACAUAUAGAACCACUGUUUUAAAAUAUAGUUCUUUACCAUCGUCAUAUACCGUUUCUGAAAGCACUUUACCUAUCCAAGAGAAAAAUGAUUUUAACAAAGUAAACUCUGUUCAAAAGAAGAAAAAGAAGAUUAGUAAUACAGCUUCUGCAUUAUUAUCUUUAUUGGAUAACCAAGAAUCAGAAGUUAACGAAUCAUCUGAACUAGCAAACCCAUAUUCAGCACAUGUUAGUAAACUACGUAAUUAUAAAAAACAUCAGGUAGAUAACCAAAAGGAUAGUGCUCCUUUGAAUAUUGCUGAAUAUAAACCUAUCAGUGUUGGUAGAUCUAGCAAAUUUGAUUCUUACAAUUCACUAAAAUCAAAUGAGCUAACACCAUCAACUUCAAAUUUUGAUAGGUAUAAACCAGCUAGAUCUUCGUCCUUACGCUCUAGCGUAAUCACGGAGGACAUACCUUUAUCAAAAUUUGGUAAUGAAUCUAAAAAUAGUGAUUCUAACGUACCACAUAAUACAUUAAAAUUACAGAGUGCAUCAUCUGGUUUUAUGAGUAACCCAAGCACUUUAAAAAAUGAAGAAAAGAAAGUAGAAAGUAAUUCUAUAAAAACAUUAUUUGAAAUGAAGCCAGUUGUAAAUCCUUCUUUACCAUCUUUGUCUAAGAACAAUGAUGCAACCAUAGAACACAAUAAUAAUGAAAAUAAUGAUAACUUGGAACUCGAGCACGCCGAUGAUUCUGUUAUCAAGACGAAUAAUAUAGAUUCAGGAACUGGUAUGGAACCUGUUUCAAUUUUUGGCAAACCUGAAAACAGUAAAGUAGAGCAACCAUUUACUUUUGGAAAGGUGACAACUUUUGAUAGUAAAGUAGUCAAUGCUAAUUCCACUAUAUUUCAAAAUCCAAUCGCAACUCCAAUUGAGAAUAAAUCAAUAGAGGAAGAGGGGAUAAAGUUCGAAUUUGGUGAACCAAUUGCAUCCAACAUAAAAUUAAGUGACGCAGAUGAGUUAAAAGUAAAGAAAUAUACUUCGAUGUUUGUCUUUUAA